Messenger RNA from Trypanosoma grayi, 585 nucleotides. Its product is annotated as putative UDP-Gal or UDP-GlcNAc-dependent glycosyltransferase. Gene Ontology annotation, cellular component: membrane. The coding region runs from base 1 to 585 and encodes 194 amino acids. NCBI's taxonomy places the organism in Eukaryota, Euglenozoa, Kinetoplastea, Trypanosomatida, Trypanosomatidae. Gene Ontology annotation, molecular function: hexosyltransferase activity. The transcript has a single exon. The record is from RefSeq and is a predicted model, not a curated record.
AUGAGCCGCAAGACGUUCUUUUGGUUCGAGCUGGCGUUCCGUCUGUUCCCGAAUGCGAGCUACAUCGCGAAGGGAGACGACGACAUGUUCCUGCGCGUGCCGCAGUACCUCGCUGACCUGCGCUCGCUGCCUCGUCGAGGACUGUAUUGGGGAAUUGUGGCAAUGGAACCUUACCCAGUGGAAUUUUGGUAUGCUUUUGGUGCGUGCUAUACGCUGGCGAGGGAUGCGGUGGAGCAGCUUGUUUCGUUCUUACCUCUUGUUCGUCUGGUUAGUGUGCCGUACACCAGUGAGUGGGAUGCAGAGUAUCACUCCUUGAUGAUGCAGGCUGAGGACGCCAUGGUGGGGCUAGCGCUGGAAAAGAUGGGGUACCGUGGACGGCUUAUCUUUGUCAGCGAAGGCCGUUGCGCCUUCCAUGACGUACAUAAUGGGCCACGGCUGGAGCCUGUGCGGCCGAGCUCUGUGAUGAUACACCACGUGCGUGAGGGCGACUACAACCAGCUGAUGGAGAGGUUUGGAGGCGGGACCGUUGCGGUGGCGAGAAAAUUGAAACGUUCCAAGAAGCGCCGACUGGAUUUUUCUUGUUGA